UCUAGCCACAAGCUUAUAGCUCGAGCACAGCUCCUGAAGUGUCUUCUGACCGAACUAGCCUUUGGAGGGCACAAGACAGACGGAGGCCUCAGUCUGGAGGGCAGAGCCGACCAUGUCUCCCUUUCUUCGGAUCGGGUUGUCGAACUUUGACAGCGGUCCCUACCUGCCUUCGCAAGGCGACGUGAUCGAUCCAUACUGCGCUGUAAUGGUCAAAGAAGCAGUGGAAGCUGAGAAUGGCCAGGUGUACCUCCAGAAGAAGCCCACCAUGUACCCCCCUUGGAACAGUACUUUUGAUGCACACAUCCACAAGGGACGGGUCAUGCACAUCAUUGUGAAGGACAAGAGUGCUGAGAUGGUGUCUGAAACGACGGUUGAACUCAACGUAGUUGCGGACAAGUGUAAAAAGAAUAAUGGGAAAACGGAAAUCUGGCUAGAACUGAAGCCCCAGGGCAGAAUGCUAAUGAAUGCAAGAUACUUCCUGGAAACCAGUGAUGCUUCCAGAUUCAUUGACUGUGAAAAGGAAGGCUUCUUCUCUCUGCAUCAGCGCCGAGGGGCUAUCAAGCAAGCCAAGAUCCACAACGUCAAGUGCCACGAGUUCUCCGCCACCUUCUUCCCCCAGCCCACGUUCUGCUCCGUCUGUCAUGAUUUUGUCUGGGGUCUUAACAAGCAAGGCUAUCAAUGCAGGCAAUGCAAUGCUGCCAUUCACAAGAAGUGCAUUGAUAAAAUAAUUGCAAAGUGUACAGGAUCGGCAAUCAACAGCAGAGAAACCAUGUUCCACAAGGAGAGGUUUAAGAUCGACAUGCCCCACCGGUUUAAAGUCUACAACUACAAAAGCCCGACCUUCUGCGAUCACUGUGGCACGCUGCUCUGGGGCCUUGCGAGGCAGGGAUUGAAAUGCGACGCCUGUGCCAUGAACGUCCACCACAAGUGCCAAACCAAAGUGGCAAACUUAUGUGGUGUAAACCAGAAGCUGAUGGCUGAAGCGUUGGCACUUAUCGAGAGUGCGCAGCAGGCUCGACAUUUGCGUGAUCCAGAGCAGAUUAUGCGAGAAGGGCCACUUGAAAUUCUCUCCCCUGACAAAGAUGCGUCUGCCGCCCCUUCAGUGCCAGGCCUGCCAGGGGGGAAAAAAGAACCUCAAGGCGUCUCCUGGGAAUCUCCAAUAGAAGAUGGAAUGAGCCCCGAUGCUCCAACGGUACCAGAACCGAGGAUAGAUCUGCCAAAAUUAGGCAUAGAUGAUUUUGUCUUGCACAAAAUGUUGGGGAAAGGAAGUUUCGGCAAGGUCUUCCUUGCGGAACUGAAAGCCUCCAGCCAAUUUUUUGCCUUGAAAGCGCUGAAGAAGGACGUGGUGCUGAUGGAUGACGACGUCGAAUGUACCAUGGUGGAAAAGCGGGUCCUCUCGCUUGCGUGGGAACACCCCUUCCUCACCCACGUCUUUUGCACAUUCCAAACCAAGGAAAACCUCUUCUUUGUAAUGGAAUAUCUCAACGGGGGAGAUCUGAUGUUUCAUAUUCAAAUCUGCCACAAGUUUGACAUGAGCCGAGCAAGGUUCUACGCUGCUGAAAUUAUUUGUGGGUUGCAAUUCCUUCAUUCCAAAGGAAUCAUAUACAGAGACCUAAAGCUUGAUAAUGUUCUCUUAGACAAGGAAGGACACAUCAAGAUUGCUGACUUUGGGAUGUGCAAGGAGAACAUAUUUGGAAAUGACAAGACAAGCACGUUCUGCGGAACUCCCGACUAUAUUGCACCUGAGAUUCUCUUGGGACAGAAAUACAACAUGUCUGUAGACUGGUGGUCCUUUGGCGUCCUCUUAUAUGAAAUGCUGAUUGGCCAGUCACCAUUCCACGGCCAGGAUGAAGAGGAACUUUUUCAGUCGAUCCGCAUGGAUAGCCCAUUCUAUCCUCGCUGGCUUGACACCUAUGCAAGAGACCUUUUAGUGAAGCUUUUUGUAAGAGAACCGGAGAGGAGGCUGGGAACGAAAGGCAACAUCCGCCAGCAUGCCUUUUUCCAGGAAAUCGACUGGGUAGCUCUGGAAGGAAGAGCGGUGGAACCCCCUUUCAGGCCCAGAGUGAAAUCACCAGGUGAUUGCAGCAAUUUUGACACAGAAUUUCUGAACGAGAAACCCCGGCUGUCGUAUGGAGAUGGAGCUCUCAUUAACAGCAUGGACCAAAACAUGUUCAGGAACUUUUCGUUUACCAACCCCAUCAUGGAGAAGCUGAUGCCCUGACAACCUGAGCUUGAAGAGUUGCUAGCUGAAAAGAAUCUACACGUCGGUUGAACUCGUUCUUCUCUUCUCCUGAAGGCUGGGAGGUGGAACUUAAUCGUAGCUCCAGACAGAAAUCAGGGUGGCCAACUUCUAGGGGGGGCCUGGAGAUCUCCCGAAAUUAUAACUGAUCUCCUGACUACAGAGAACAGUUUCCCUGGAGAAAAAUGGCUGCUUUGGAGGGUGGAUUCUAUGACAUUAUACCCCACUGGGGUUCUUCCUCUUCCCAAAUCCCACCACCCCCAAGUUUCAACCCCAAAUCUCCAGGAAUUUCCCCUCCUGGAGUUGGCAGCCCUAGCAGUAAUACUCAGUCUGAAAGCAUUCAUCUUGAUCUACCCCACAGUGUAUUCUCUGUGUUUCCCUUAGUUUAACAUGUGAACUGGGAUGGAUCCUGCUUCAGAUCUCUUCUUACCAAUAAGGGGCCAUAGCUCCACUGUAGAGAAUAUGUUUUGCAGGCAGAAGGUUACAAAUUUCAUGCUUGCAAAGUGCAGGCACUAAGAAAGACUUCUCUCUGCCAGUGCUGGAAUGGAAGCUGCAAGAUCUGAGUACAAAUCUGUUUGGGUGAUCUUGGGCCGCUCACAGUCUCUCAGCCUAACCUACCUCACAGGGUUGUUGUGAGGAAAAAUGGGGAAAGGAGAACCAGUUGAGCCGCCCUGAGCGUUGUGGAGGAAGGGAUGGAUAAAUAAGGUUGCCCACCUCCAGAGAUCUCCCAGAAUUACAGCUGAUUUCCAGACUACAGAGAUGAGUUCCCUUGGAGAAAAUGGCUGCUUUAGAGGGUGGAUUCUCCAAACUCCUUCCUCUUCAAGCACCCCCUCCAAAUUUCCUAACACAGAGUUGACAACCCUAGCAUUAUAUGGCUCUGAGGUCCCUCCCCUCCCCAAACCCAACCCUCCUCAGGUUCCACCCCAAGUCUCCAGGUAUUUCCCAUCUGGGAGCUGGCAUGCAACCCUCUGCCAGUUAGAGAAGACAAUACUGCUAGAAAGGUCUGAGGCAGUUUCAUAUCUUCACUCAAUAGCCUUAAACAAGCUUUUCUCUCCAUUCCAGCCAUCUGUAAUAUUUAUUACUAGCUUGAUACCUGUGCUUUGCUAUGAUAUUUAACUACUUUCCCUUACCUGAUUUUUACCUCAGAACACAGAGUUCCACAGUUGACCAAUCAGAGGGGGGGGGUGCAAGAAGGCAGGAGCCUGCCAGCCACACAGGAAAGCCAGGCCCCCCAGGGAGAUUGGCAACCCUAGUGAACUUGGAGGGGAAAACUGGCAGGUGCAUUUGACCUCAGGACACAUUCAAUGACUCCCAAAAGCAACUGCAGACUGUUUAGAAUGUGGGGAGUGAGGAGGACUAAUCAGGCCACAUAUGCAAAUGACCUCUGUGAUCCAACUGUCUCGGAGGGGGGGAAGAGGUGUGGAAUGUUGUGAGCCCCAAUCAGCCUGCAUAUGCAAAUGACCUUGAAAGGCUGGCCCAAUCAGGGAAGAGUGGUGGAGCUGGCAGUGGGCGGGGUCGCAAGCAGGCAGCAGCCUACCAGCCACAGAGGGAAGCUGUAUCCCUUUGGGAAAACACAUUUGACCCCUUUAUACCCCCUUAGAGGGCGAUUUUCUUAAAAUCCCUUCUUAGUGGGUGUUUGCAUUAUGAAAGGAAUGUUCUCCCCAAAUUUGGGCUGGGCGUUGAUGAGUUAGUCAGGAGGACACUAGUCUUUAUAUAUAUAGAUUAGAGCUGGUGUAGUUAGUACAUCAGUAUAGGACCUGGGACAACUAGGUUUGAAUUCUCAUGCAACCAUGGAAGCUCACCACGUCACCUUGGGCCUGUCACAUCUCUCAGCCUAAUCAGCCCCCACAAUGUUGUUGUUGUGGGGAUAAGGUGGAAGAAGGAGAACUGAUAUGAUAAGCCACUUUGGGACCUGAUCAAAGAGAAAAAAAUGUAAAAGCAUACAUUUCAAAAAUAAUAUUAAUUGUAUCCUGCCCUUCUAGCCAAAAAACAGACCCUUGAGUGAAAUGGCAUCAAAGUAGGAAAAAAAUUAAGUUAGGGUUGCCAGCUCCAGGUUGGGAAAUUCCUGGAGAAUUUGUGGGUAGAGCUUGGAGAGGGCAGGGUUUGGGUAGGGGAGAAACCUCAACAGGGCAUAAUGCCAUACAGUCUGCCCUCCAACACAGCUCUUUUUUCCAGACAAAUUGGUCUCUAUGGCCUAGAGAUCAGUUACAAUUCCAGGAGAUCUCGAGCCACCACCUGGAGGUUGGCAACCUAAAUUAAGUGCUUCAGAAGACCUCAAUAUUGCAAUAAAAUCACACACAGUUAAAAAAGCUUACAAUUUCUCAGUUUAUGAGCCUGAAUGAAAACACCAUUCAAGAUACAGAGCCAACCUCAGAAGAAGAAACUCACCACCAUAACCAGCAAAGGCCUCCGAAAAAGACCAUAUUUAGCAUAAGACAGAACUACAACAAAGAUGGGGUGAAGCAGGCUUCUCUUGGGAGAGGUUUUCAGCACUUCAAGACCCUCUUGCUCAUAACUACCCACCAUUCUCCAGGUACUGCGGGCAUAGGGUGGAAGGCCUCCAGGGAUCGUCUUAGUGCCCAGCCAAUUCAACAUGGGCAUCAGUGAACUUUGAGACACUGUGGUCAUGGUGUCCACCAGUGUUUCCAGGGGCCUACUUAUUUCUCCCUCAAAGCAAAAAGCCAGUCCUGGCACUCUUCCACCUCACUGGAGAAGUGUUUCAGAAGAACCCAGCCAGUGGGCAUCACCUUUGUGCCUUCAGGGCACACCCUUUUGGAAUUAACUGCUUCUGUCACAAGACAGUGUUUAGAAUAUUGUAAUGUUUUCUAGAGCCUUCUAAUGUUUUGUGAUUAGACCCAGCCAUUAAGGCAGCCAUUUUAUGGUCAGCCACAUGUCCAUGGCAGCCAUUUUGUUGUGGCCUUACUAGGUUUUCUCAGAAUUCCAAGAGUUCAACAAGGUUGGAAGUCCCCUGCAAUAGGGCUUUAAAGAUUGUCCUUUGAAGUGGGCCUAGAAACUAAUAGGCAACCAAAAUAUAUUAAAUAAAAUAGCCAAUGUACUCUACCAAUAUUGUAGCAGGCACAUUUUGGACUUCUUGGUGGGGGGGAGGGGGGGAUGGAUACUGACUGUCUUAUCCUCCAAUCCCCUGAUACUUGAUGACCCAACCCUGUUGAGAGGUACCACACACAACACACACAUUGCACUGUCCCAACCCUCAAGGAUUUUUGUUGCAAAUCAGCUUUCCAUCUGGUCUCCCCUCAGCUUAACAAUGGGAACUGUAUUUGUACGUUUAAGCCCUAGAGUUGCCAACCUCCAGGUGGGGGCUGGAAUUGUCCCGGAAUGCCCGCUAAUCUCCAGACUAGCAAACUCAGUUCCCUUGGAGGAAAUGGCAGCUUUGGGUGGCAGGACACCCUUGAUGAGAUCCCUCCCCUUCACAAGCCCCAUCCCCAAAUCUCCAGAAAUAUCCCAAGCUGAAGGUGGCAACCCUAAACCCUUAAAUGGCCAGGUCUCCCAUUUUUGCAGAAGACCUGUUGCCAUGGUGGCCUGCUGCCUCUCAGUAAAGAGGAAAUGGGGGGUACGAAUAAACAUUGUGGCAAUGCUGCAAUGUCACGUCCAGCGCAAAUCCAGCAGUGAUGUCAUUGCAUCGGCAUAGCACUCUAGGAUUUCACCCAAAUUCUAUGGUUUUUGUAUUUGUUUUGCCAUAGAGUUUUGGUGGCAUCCUAGAGUGAUACACCGACAUGAUGGUGUCACUUCCAGGUUCAUGCCAGAAGUGACGUAGUGGCAUUACCAUGACGCCUAUUUGCAUAUCUCUGUCUCUUAAACUUUCCACUCAUUGCCAGCGCUGAGCUGAUAACCCUACACUCGAGUGACCCUAGUUGAAUAGGUAUCCGUUGGUUUUUUUUCAGCACGUAGAAUACCUGUCUGAGCAUUAUACCUCAGAUAAUGUCAGGGUGUUGAUUUAGAACUGUUAAUAUGUUUUUUUUUAAUGCAUGUGAUGUUUGUACAGGUUAAUAAAAUGUUUUCCACAGAAA
Molecule: messenger RNA, 6267 nt
Organism: Eublepharis macularius
Lineage: Eukaryota; Metazoa; Chordata; Lepidosauria; Squamata; Eublepharidae
Gene: PRKCQ
Product: protein kinase C theta
Exons: 18
Coding region: 113-2221 (702 amino acids)
Biological process (GO): protein phosphorylation
Molecular function (GO): ATP binding; diacylglycerol-dependent serine/threonine kinase activity
Source: RefSeq, a predicted model, not a curated record